Messenger RNA from Olea europaea var. sylvestris, 6674 nucleotides. RefSeq names its product protein HUA2-LIKE 3-like. The transcript is spliced from 11 exons. The coding region runs from base 453 to 4451 and encodes 1332 amino acids. The record is from RefSeq and is a predicted model, not a curated record. Gene Ontology annotation, biological process: regulation of transcription by RNA polymerase II. NCBI's taxonomy places the organism in Eukaryota, Viridiplantae, Streptophyta, Magnoliopsida, Lamiales, Oleaceae. Gene Ontology annotation, molecular function: transcription coregulator activity; double-stranded DNA binding. Gene Ontology annotation, cellular component: nucleus.
UCACAUCGCACUUUAACCUACACAAACCCGGCGCAAGGUAGACCGCUCUCCUCUUCAAAAAUCAAUUUCACUUCGUAUUUGUGAUUUUUGGCAUUUCUGCACAGCUUUACUCCACAGGACCUUCCCCCUUCCGCUCAAUUAGGGUUUGGGUUUUAUGCGCACUCUCUGUUGUUCUACAUACGGAUACAGAACUAUAUGAAUUAAAUUUACGGAGGUGUAGGACAUACUGCUUGUGGGAAAUUAGGGUUUUCGGUUCUUGAUUUGUUCUUUCGGUGCCUGGGUGCUUUAUGCGUAAUUGUUUGUUGGAAACGUAGAAAGUUUGGCCGUGCUUUCUCUGAAGAAGUGGUCAAUUUCGAUGCCGCAAUACCCUCGAAAUUGUACCGUGAAAGUGUUGUUUCUGUGGAGUACAUGACGGUAAUUUGACGGACAGUGGUGAGUCCUGGUGGAAUUUUAUGGCGCCCAGCCGAAGGAAAGGCUCCAGCAAGGCGGCGGCUGCUGCUGCUGAUCGCCGACAGUGGAAGAUCGGUGAUCUUGUGCUUGCGAAGGUGAAAGGAUUUCCAGCAUGGCCUGCUAUGGUGAGUGAACCAGAUAAGUGGGGUUACUCGGCUGAUUGGAAAAAAGUUUUUGUCUACUUCUUUGGAACUGAACAAAUUGGCUUCUGUAAUCAUGUAGAUGUUGAAGAAUUUACAGAAGAAAAGAAAGAGUCUCUUUUGGUCAGACGUCAUGGUAAAGGUGCUGAUUUUGUUCGUGCACUGAAUGAGAUCAUUGAUUGCUUUGAUAAACUGAAGAAACCGAGUCCAGAUAUCAGUGCUUAUUGUACUGAUGAAAUCAAGGUGAUGAAAGAAAAUAAUUCUGCAGAAUCUGCGAUCAAAUUGGGGUCAAAGGAAGAAGAUGCUGCGGUUACACUUGAGUCACAUCUAAAGACACCAGUUUCAUCUGGAGCAACACAUGAUUUGAACUUUUUAACUGAAGCUGCUGUAGCAGCUGCAGCAGAAGAUGGUCUGCACGAUGAGGACAUGCGUCUAGAGGAUUCCGGCACUAAUUGUAUGGCUACAGAUAAGCCUUUGUUGAUGACUUACUCUACAAGAAACAAAGCUGAAGUUAGCCAACCAGAAAAAGGUGUAUCAGAGCGGAGGACGUCUGCACGAAGGUCUAGAGGUUCAUCAAGGAUUGGUGACGUGACAUUGCCUUCUAGCAACAAUACUAGGAGCUCUCGUCGUGUUUUUACUAAUGCAUUGCGGGAUACAUCUCUGAGAAGAAGUAAAAGGAUUAUGAAGUUGCCUGAUGAUACUGAUGGACAUGAAAUGGACUCAUCUGCUUUUGUAUCAAACGACAGUGAUGAUGAAAAUGAUUCUGAUACGGUGACGGUCUCUGAUAAUCUUAGCUGUGAUGACAGCAGCACUUUAGAUUCUGGUUGUAAACCAAAGCAACCUGAAUCUGUUGUUGAAAACUGUGAAGGGGAAAUUGAAUUAAAUGAUAGGCUUGACUUUCAAACUAAUACUGUCAUCAUUAAAAAGAAACGGAAGCCAAAUCGGAAAAGACACAGCAGUGAUACAGUAGCUAGAUUAGACAAACCAAUUUCUGAGGCUGAGAUGCAGAAAAUUGAACAUGUUUUGCCUAGUAAUAAUGGGAAAUCUGCCGAAAAAUGUACGAAGGAAGAUGGUGACGAGCACUUACCACUAGUGAAAAGAGCCAGGAUUCGUAUGGGCAGACCAUCACCUUCUGGGGAGGAGUUAGGUUCUUUAGCAUAUAUGGAGGAAAAAUUGUUGGAUAUUUCUAAAAGCCUCAGAGUGCAGUCCUCUGGACCCUUGAAUUCCAAGGAAGAUGGUUCUGCCAAUAGUAAGCCUUUUUAUGUUGAAGGAGAUUCAGAUAAUCUCUCUGUAUUCGAUUCAAGUCUUUCAAGUAAGCCUCAGAGUUGGGAGUCCAGAAAGAAUUUUGUCGAUGGUGAAGCUGCCUUACCUCCAUCUAAACGCCUACACCGUGCCUUGGAGGCCAUGUCAGCUAAUGCAGCUGAAGAUAGUCUAACGGUUUUGGGGGGUGGUCUAUCAAUGGUGAAUAUGUCUACUAAUGGAUGUUGUAAUUCGCCUGGGGGAUGCCCUGAGCUGUCAAUGGUGAGCGGAGCAUAUAUCCAACCUAUAGCAGGGACUGCGGAAGGUGCUGAUGGUAGACAUCUGAAAGAUUCCUCAUAUGACCAGAAUGUAAAGUUCAAUAUUGUGGAACCAGAUCUAAAACCAGCUUCACCUAAUACUGGUGAAAAACAUGCUCAUUUAGACUGCACUGGUUCUACUGAUCAUUGUGAAACUGAGUGUUCUGAAUUGGCCACACCUUUUCAGGGAUCUCGUGCCGAUAUUGCCUGGAGGAGUUCAGAUACUAUCUUGGUGGAAGAAAUUGCUGUAGGUUCACCACAAAAUGAGACUGAUGUGUAUCCGGACAAAGGGUAUAGUAAAGGUGAUAAAACAUCUGAGACGCAGAACCUUUUAUUAGCUGAAACAAAUCAAGAGAAUAGAAUGCCUGAGUUUGAGAAAGAAUCAGCAUUAAAGGAUCCCUCUGCUACUCCUAUGAAGGUUAUGACUGAUUGUUGUAAUCAACAAUUAUCUCAUUCUAAUUCUUCUUUCGACGAUCAUCUGCACAACAAAACUGUCUCAUUCACUCAGACAUCUUCAUCUCCAACUGAUGGGCUGGAUUCAGUUGGACGGGCAUCUCCACCCAGUUCGUCCAUACGCAACAUGUCUUCAUUUGAAAAGAAUACUUUUCUUGAAAGUAAUAGUCGUAGUCCUGAUGUUUUAUUGCUUGUUGACAAAGCUAAACUAGCUGGGAAGUCAAGCAGCGAAGGAGGAGCUAAUAAUGCUUUGUCGUCCUUUGAAACCAUUCUUGGAUCACUGACGAGGACAAAAGAAAGCAUAGGUCGAGCAACACGCAUAGCUAUUGAUUGUGCUAAAUUUGGUUUUGCCACUAAGGUGAUGGAACUUCUGGCUCGAAAUUUGGAAAAUGAGUCAAGUUUGUCCAGAAGAGUGGACUUGUUUUUCCUCAUUGAUUCUAUCACGCAAUGCUCUCGAGGCAUGAAAGGUGAUGGUGGCAUAUAUCCCUCAGCAAUCCAACCAUUAUUGCCACGCUUAUUGUUGGCUGCUGCUCCUCCUGGUAGUUCUCAUGAAAAUCAUAAGCAGUGUUUGAAAGUUCUGAGAGUGUGGCAUGAGAGAAAAAUUCUUCCAGAACCCAUAAUCCGCCACCAUAUUCAGGAGCUUGAUGCCAUUUGCAGUUCAUAUCUUACUGGGGCGUCCUCACGCCGACCUUUAAGAAAUGAAAGGGCUUUUGAUGAUCCUAUUAGACAAAUGGAGGGUAUGCCAGUUGAUGAAUAUGGAAGCAAUUCAAGUUUUCAGCUGCCUGGUUUUUGUAUGCCUCCAAUGCUAAGAGAUGAAGAUGGAGGAAGUGAUUCUGAUGGAGAGAAUUUUGAGGCUGUCACUCCUGAGCAUGAUGCUGAAAAUGUUGAGGGAGAAAGGAAUCUGGUUUCUGCAGUUGAGAAGCGUAGACAUAUCUUGGAAGAUGUCGACGGGGAGCUUGAAAUGGAGGAUGUGGCUCCCACUUGCGAAAUGGAAAUUAACGCCAGUAGCAAUAUAACUGUAGCGGGUAGUGAACUGAUGUCAAAUCAUCAAUCUGACAGUCGUUUUGGGGCUUCAUUUGCUCUUCCACCCCCCAAGGACAUAUCACCAUCUCCUCCUUUGCCCAGGUCUCCCUGUCCUCCAGCUUUACCGCCUGCAAUGCCGGAGUCUGUUUCGCAUGGUUCUGAUUGGAAGCUUUAUUCUAAUUUUCAGAAGACCAAAAGAAAUAUCCAGGACCCUCUUGUAAAGCAGUCUAUAAUGCAUAAUAUUAGUCGGACAACUUCAGAUGCCGUGCAUCAUCAUUCUCAUGACAAUAGAAAUUUUGAAACUCAGAUGCCAAGGAUGUCUGACUUCACUAACUCGCGUUCUUUCAGCGGUCAACCUGGCUCCCAUCCAUCUGCACGAGCCUCUAAUACCGUAUUGCCAGCUGAUGGUGCUUUCAACAAGGGUUUUCAUCUGCGUCCACCCCACCCUUCUCCAACAAAUCAGUUCUCGUAUGUCCAAGAUCAGCAAAUGCAGUCCCGGAGGGAUGCCCCAAUCCAUUCCUAUAAUAACAGAUUUCCUGCACAGAGUGCUGGAAAUGGUAAUGUUUACAGAGAUCAUGACAGAAUGAAGUUUGCUCCACGUGAUAAUAUUGGAGAAUACUGGAGGCCUCCAUUCUCUUCUGUCUCUGGUCCAUGUCAUCCUGAAAGUGGCAGGAUGCCUCGUGCUCCUGUGUCUUACAAUGGUCCUCCUUGUGAGCCACCAUUACCUAAUAAUAGGUGGGCCCACCCUCCCCAGCCUAUGAAUCAUAGGCAAUUUAUUCCAUACGGACAACCUUCCGAAGGUCCAAUUCCUGUGGCAAAUAGAGGCUAGCAAUAUUGCAUGGGGUCUUCUGUGGGCACCCUUUGUGCAAUGAAUAUUGGAUGUAGUGAAGAGAACUAUUGAAGAUCUGGUUCGUGCUAUAGCCCUCUAGUCUUAUGAUGGAAUUAGAUCUGAGGUAAAAAAUUACCAAGGAUUAAGCUAUGGAAAAUAUUGGGCAAUUUGAUUUAAUUCUAUCGCUUGAUUACAACGGAAACAGAACUGUAAAUAAAAGAAGAAAAUUACAAGAUAUAUGAGCUAUUCGAGAGGCUCAUUCUCUCCUCACUGUUUGCUAAAUGUUUCCUGCCUUUUAUUGAUCUUCUAGAAUCUCCCUCUUAACAGUUUGCACAUGCUGUUGGUUGUAAUCAUAUCAGGCUCACGUGAUUUCUUAUUGCUGCCCUGAUUUGCUAUCCUUGCUGCCCCUGCCCUGACCUGCCUUGUUGUGUCUUGCAUAUGUCACUUUAAUUGGUGGCCUAUCAUCUUACAGCUGAUGUGUGAUCCCCCUUCCCAAGUGACUAUCAAAUUAAACUGGACCGGCCUGCUGGUCCAACUGGAAAACCCAGGAGCUGGCCCAUAAUGUGGCACUUCAUUUGUUAUUACCAUCUAUAGGAAAACAGGUCAAAGAAUCACUAAACCGGCCAAUUUAACUGCUAAUUGCUGAACCGGUUGCAGUUCUACUGGAUUUUUGAGGUUUAAUUUAUAAUUUUUCAACUACAUUAAUGACUCAUGCACUGAAAUUAAAUGCCCAUAUAGGUAUCUUGGUAAGCCUGCUCCUUUUAAUAGAUGCACUUCCUCCAGUGGCAGCAUUAAUCUUCCGAUAUGAAUUAUAGAGAAGUAUUCAUUCGCUUAAAAGCCAUUUUUUAAAUGUUAACCUCAUUCUUUCAAUUUAUAUGAUUGUGGGCUCUUAACAGAAAAAAUUGUAAUGUUCACCACAAUCUUUUCAUUCAUUUGGUUUUUAAAUUCAACUUAAAUUGCACUUCAUUAUUAGCAUAAUAAUGCUAGACACCCUUUUUAAUAGCUUCAAACAAUUCAAUUUUAACAAAGCAAAUUAUUUGGACAUUGAUUGUUAGUUUUUGAAGCGUAGAAGCUAGUUGCAGAAUGAUAAGUCUAAUCAACAAACAUAUGAACUUACUUUGAAUUAAUACUAUGAAAAAUAAAAAAUCUAUUGUUGCUAUAGUAUUUUAUGUUCUCUGUGUGUAUUAUUUAUUGCAUCUAGUUUUGUCCCCCAUUGAACUUUUUGACCAUUGACACUUUACCUUUUACGGGUCGAUGCCUGUUUCUGUUUCCGAAACAUUGGUGAAGAUGCAAGUUUUCAGGGGGUAAAUUAGUGAGAGGUUAUCUUUCUUUUGUAUAUUUCAUGCUGCUGUUUUUCUUUUUUGUUUCUUUUAUGUGAUUUUUCUUUUGACUUAACUUCUAAAGUCAAAGCAAGCAAAAUACUUAAAUAGCCGCUCAGUCUUACAUUUGUAUUAGACUCUUUUAGUUAUACUUGUGGAUUAAUAUUAGUCUUGUGAUCAUACUUUGUUAAUUAUUAAUUUAUUAUUGAUACCCUGUUUAUCCAUUUAUAUAUCUAGCUGCAAAUUAGACUUUUGAUUUUAUGGUUUAAUAUUCGCAUGCCUUUGCAUUAUUAUAAUUUUUAGAUUAUUUAUUGGUUUAUAUUGAAUCUUGCACAGUUGCACCUCGCCUCCCAUAGGCAAAACUCGGAUAUACUCUUGACUAUUGAUUAUAGGUGACAUUUGGGUGGUUUUAGGUUAAACGAAGGUCUUAGGAUGACAUUUUUCAGUAAUUCUAAGGGCUAAUUUACCUGAAAUAGUGGACGCGAGAUGAUUCGGAAUUAAUGCUUUACUGGGACAAAUGGUAACUUUUAAUGUAAGGUGACUAGGAGAUGCUGGGUAGCAUUAAGAUUGUUGUUUGUUGGAGCUCUUUUUAGUUGGUGUGGGGUUAGGGGUAGGUAUUAAAUUUGUAUCGGUAUGUCUCUGUUAUUUUAAGCCAUGUGAUUUAAAGUCAACCUGAAAGUUUAUGAUCAUGUUAUUUGCAAAAAGGAGAACAAAUCAGAUGGAGUGGGUGCUGUGUCUGAAAUGACGAACAUGUAGACAUUACUCUUAGAACAUCUUUGAGAGACUCUCUAAACACUAUACGUUCUCUAUUUUAGUGAGAGUGAUUCAAAAUAAGCUCCAAGAGGCUCUAUUCCAACUUUUCAAAAAUGAUACUUUAGAAUGAUUGCAUUUAAUAAACUACUGA